AUGGUCAGAAAAGGGUGUUUUAGCGUUAGUCGAGCUGCGGCAGGGACCGCGCUCGUAUUCAGGCAUAAGAGCGGAAGCGACAGCAGCCAAAUCGGGGCACAUGGUAAAGUGUAUAUAUUGGAGCUACAUAGUUAUAUAACUUACUACUAUAUAUACGACGACGACACCGACGACGACGGGCGAACGCAUUCGACAAGUCGCUCCCCCAGGGUCAUCGUGGGGGACAUCAUCGGGCCUAAAGAAUUAUGUGCAGACGCCUAUUCUCAACAAAAGACGAACUUGGCUGCAAGGUAA
Messenger RNA from Bipolaris zeicola 26-R-13, 294 nucleotides. RefSeq lists its product as uncharacterized. Lineage: Eukaryota; Fungi; Ascomycota; Dothideomycetes; Pleosporales; Pleosporaceae. The transcript has a single exon. The record is from RefSeq and is a predicted model, not a curated record. Bases 1 to 294 code for a protein of 97 amino acids.